This is a messenger RNA of Tetrahymena thermophila SB210, 615 nucleotides long. Its product is annotated as transmembrane protein, putative. NCBI's taxonomy places the organism in Eukaryota, Ciliophora, Oligohymenophorea, Hymenostomatida, Tetrahymenidae. The record is from RefSeq and is a predicted model, not a curated record. The transcript is spliced from 3 exons.
AUGUGGUUUUUAAUUAAUUUAUAUAGAUUUACAUUUAGAUUUAUAUUUUUAUUGAGUUUAUUAUAUUAAUUUAUCAAAAGUAUUUAUUAUACUAACGUCUUUAUUUAUUCUGGCGUUAUCUAUAUUUUAUAAAUUAAAGUAUUUUGUUACACUAUUUCUUCAUCAAUAAAUAUUACACAAAAUUUUAUAAUAAGUUUUUCAUUUAAUUUAUACUUGAAAUAAGCAAUUUCGAAUAUACUUGCUUUUCUAGCAAAAUUUUAGAUAAAGAACUUAUUCGAUUUUUUGAGUAAAGUGAAAUAUAUAGAUGGUUAUUUGAGUGAGUUAAUGUUCUCAAAUUUUAUUAUAUAAUAAACUAAUAAAAUAUAAGUAGAGAUUAGAUUAGAUUAACAUUAAAUGAUUCAGGUUUAAUGGUAAAUGAAAAGCAUCAUGAAGAGUGAUGAUGAAUCAAGCUACUGCAAUCUGUAAAAUAUUCUUAUAAGUGAGAAAAAAAGAGUAUCACACCAGAAUUAUAUGAAAAGAGGAUUAAAUUUCUGUUAAAGUUAGUUAAAAAGACUAUAUUUUAGCAUGGGAAUGCUAGCUUUCACACAGGGAAGACUGGACUGCUUAUAUUUGUGA